Molecule: messenger RNA, 855 nt
Organism: Penicillium atrosanguineum
Lineage: Eukaryota; Fungi; Ascomycota; Eurotiomycetes; Eurotiales; Aspergillaceae
Product: RTA1 domain-containing protein
Exons: 3
Coding region: 1-855 (284 amino acids)
Cellular component (GO): membrane
Source: RefSeq, a predicted model, not a curated record
AUGGAUCGCAAUAACCUCUAUGGCUAUAAGCCAUCCAUUGCGGCCGGUGUUAUAUUCAUCAUUCUCUUCGCUCUCACGACUGUCUAUCAUACAUACCAACUGACCAAAGCCAGAUGCUGGUACUUCAUUCCUUUCGUGGUGGGAGGUAUCUUCCAAAUCAUCGGCUAUAUUUGCAAAUGCCUCGGUCACAAUAACCUCGCAUCCGUUGCUCUUUACGCUAUGCAGUCCGUGUUGAUCCUCCUUGCCCCGCCGUUAUACGCCGCAUCGGUGUACAUGGUCCUCGGGCGACUAGUUACAUACCUAAACGCGGAGAAUUUGAGCAUGGUACCCGUCAAGUGGAUGACCAAGAUCUUUGUCGCGGGCGACGUUUUCUCUUUCAUGCUUCAAUCGGCCGGCGGCGGCCUCAUGGCCGGCAGCUCCACCAGCAUGCGCACUACCGGAUCCAACGUUGUAAUCGGUGGCCUAGUAGUACAGCUCCUCUUCUUUGGCUUUUUCGUGAUCGUCGCAGCGAUAUUCCAUUACCGCAUCGAGAAAUCUCCGACAAUAAAAUCUACGAACGAGCGCCAAACGUCACGCGGGCAGGGCUGGCGGCAGCGCAGCUGGAUGACUGUUUUGAUGGCUCUGUAUGUUGUCAGCGCGCUCAUCCUGAUCAGGUCUAUUUUCCGCCUCAUCGAGUACAAGUAUGGAUUCGAUGGAUAUCUCAUGACGCAUGAGGUAUUUGGUUACAUUUUUGAUGCGCUGUUGAUGUUGGUUGCCAUGGUGGUGAUGAACGUGUAUCAUCCUGCUGUCAUCUUGGGCGAUGGGAAGGGGGGAAAUUCUCAAUAUUCUGAGGAGAUGCAGUUGCCUUAUCGGUGA